AUGACUGUCCGCACGCAGUACACCAACAACGGCGACUACCGCAACAUGCACAGCCUCAAGGUCACGGCCACGAUCUUGACUCACUUGUCGACACACGCCACCCCGGCACUCCCCGGGCGACACAGACCCAAUCCGACACGGUUACCCAGCAUCCAUUCACUCUUCACUGUCGACGCCGCACAUGCUAUCGCUGCGGUUCUACCGCCGCUGCAAUGCGCCGUCGGUCUUAUCAACCUCGGCACUCCUAUCGGCCACCACCAGUCUCCCGUCACCAGUCCAGCCAAACCCGUCGUGGGCUCUCCGACCAGCCCCGGCAUGACACCGGUCGGACCAAUCUGCCAGAGUGACUCCACCUCUGCUACGUCUGUAUCCAUCAGUUCGAAGACUCGGCGCCCGCUGUCCCUGCAUGACCUUCUGUCCACCGAGACAACGUCCACUCCAUCAACACAACGCUGCACUAACGUCCACCACCGGCGUCAAUGUGGUAUUGCCGACUGCCAAAAGUACGCUCUGACUGGCGGGUUCUGCAUCCGACACGGUGGCGGUAAGCGCUGCAACUUCGAGGGCUGUCAGACUGUGGCACAGAGUGGUGGGCGGUGCAAAGCCCACGGAGGCGGCAGUAAGUGCAAAGUGCCGGGAUGUGGCUCUGUGGCGCGCCGCAAAGGCUUCUGUAUGACGCACGGCGGACGUCAGCAGUGCAAAGUCGAUAACUGUGGUAAGUGCGCGCACGGCGGCGGCUUCUGCAUCUCGCACGGCGGCGGUAAACGCUGCUCCUCUAAGGCCUGCAACAAGAGCGCACAGGCCGGUGGGUUCUGCUACAGUCACGGAGGUGGUAAGCGCUGCGCCGCGCCCGAAUGCUUCCAGGCCGCGCGCAAGGGUGGACUCUGCAUCCGACACCGGAAGCUCGCGGCGGCGCGGUGCUUCUGA
Phytophthora infestans T30-4 is the source of this 927-nucleotide messenger RNA. RefSeq lists its product as uncharacterized. The record is from RefSeq and is a predicted model, not a curated record. Bases 1 to 927 code for a protein of 308 amino acids. Lineage: Eukaryota; Oomycota; Peronosporomycetes; Peronosporales; Peronosporaceae. The transcript has a single exon.